CAGGCGGAUCCUUACCCCGCCGACUUGGAGUACGGGAUCCCGGAAGCGGAAAAGGAGCGCGGCCCGCCUGGGCGGCGGAGGUACUGGAGGAGGAGGAGCUGGAGGAGCCGCAGGCGGCCGCAGGAGUGAGGGCGGCGCGAGGAGAGCCAGCCGGUGUCCGUGAGUGUGUGCAGGCGCGGGGGCGACGAGGCCACCCUUCCCUGGGCCCCGCCCGCAGCUCCUCCGCGCCCGCCGCCCUCACCUGGCCGCGCUCCCGCCCCGCGCCCUGCCCCCUCCCUGCACCUGUCUCACGCACCCGCGCGGAGCCUCGGGAGUUCUGGGUGCCCCGCUCACCCCUGGCCUGGCCUUCUUCAGAGCAUCUUCAGCCAGAACUGCGACUGCCCGCCAGCUGCUCCUCCCAUUACCUAGUGGUGGGAGAGUUCCUGCUCUAGUCGAGGUGGUUUGGAUUACUUCUGUAUUUCAGGAUUUCUGCUUGAAGAGACUUCAUGUCAUCCUCCCGACAUGCUUGCAGCAUGGUAUUAGCUGAAGGGCUGUACCAUGUGAGGUUUCUCGUCUGUGACAAGUAGUUCUCCAACCUCAGUGUUAUAGAAAAGUCUUAUGGAAAACUGUCAUUGAAGAGAAAUCCAUUUGUUGGAAUGCGGUAAAAAGAGAAUGAAUCAAGAUCAAACAUCUAAAUGCAAGUACCAGAAGAAUCACAACACGUCGCAGUGAAUUUGCAAGUGGAUCGUCCUUCCUUGUGGGUCAGCAGGCAGUUGUAGCGCUACAAAAUGGGUCUCCGGAUUCACUUUGUUGUUGACCCACAUGGUUGGUGCUGCAUGGGUGUGAUCGUCUUUGUCUGGUUAUACAAUAUCGUCAUAAUUCCAAAAAUUGUCCUCUUUCCUCACUAUGAAGAAGGACAUAUUCCAGGCAUACUAAUAAUAAUAUUCUAUGGCAUUGCCAUAUUUUGUCUGGUUGCCUUAAUAAGGGCCUCGAUAACUGAUCCAGGAAGACUCCCUGAGAACCCUAAGAUCCCACAUGGAGAAAGGGAGUUCUGGGAAUUAUGUAACAAGUGUAAUUUGAUGAGACCAAAGCGUUCCCACCACUGCAGCCGCUGCGGCCACUGUGUUAGGAGAAUGGAUCAUCACUGUCCAUGGAUUAACAAUUGUGUUGGUGAAGAUAAUCAUUGGCUCUUUCUGCAGUUGUGUUUCUACACUGAACUUCUUACUUGCUACGCACUGAUGUUUUCUUUCUGCCACUAUUAUUACUUUCUUCCACUAAAAAAGCGUAACUUGGACCUCUUCGUUGUUAGACAUGAAUUGGCCAUAAUGAGACUGGCUGCCUUCAUGGGCAUCACUAUGUUAGUUGGAAUAACGGGACUCUUUUAUACUCAACUAAUUGGUAUUAUCACAGAUACAACAUCUAUUGAAAAGAUGUCAAACUGUUGUGAAGAAAUAUCGAGGCCCCGAAAGCCAUGGCAGCAGACCUUCUCAGAAGUUUUUGGCACUCGUUGGAAGAUCCUGUGGUUUAUUCCUUUCAGGCAGAGACAACCACUGCGAGUUCCCUACCACUUUGCCAAUCACGUCUAAACAGAUGGAUGGUGGGCACAGAUGGGUCCUCCAUGCUGGAAAUGCGUUACAGGUUUUCUGAUAAUAGAACGAUGACAGUCUUCAAGUCAAUUAAAAUCCACCCACCAAUCUGAGGCGUCAUAAUGUGCCCCAGGCUUUAUUUUAAUAGUGAUCUUGAUCCUGUUGUGGGACUAAUACAAGAUCUAUAUUUAAGUUUUAAAGCAUGUUUACUUUCAAAUUAGCUUUCCACAGGGAUUUCUUAAAAUGCUUUUGUUAUUAAGCUCAAAAGGCAGUGAUUGGAUUGAAAUCAUUGUACAUAAUUUCUUUUAGAUCUGACAAUAUUAUAGAUUUUUAAUUUAUGGGAAUUUUCAGAUGUUUAUUUAAAAUUUUCACUCUUAAACAGUACUAACCAAAUCUGAAUUUAAUUCUUCAGGUUUUACACCUUACAUGUAAAUUUUCUUUUUCAAAUACAGCUUAAAAUAUGUUAAUACUUUCUUUUAUAUGUGCUGCAAGAUUUUAUUAAGUGCAGCGUAGGACUGAACAACAACAAAAGGGCAGUGUUUUCUCAGAAGUAGCUUUCUAAUGUUCUCUUCACCAACAACAAAAACCCCACUAAAUUACCAACUACCUACCUUAUUUUAAAGGAAAAAUCAAUUUUUUUCAUGUUCACAUUUCCAUUUCUUUCUCCUAUACUGCUGUAAUUUUCAUUGCUGUUAAUAUAUUUGCUUCGAGUAGACAAUUUUGACUAAGUGGGCAUGUAUUCCUGUUUUACCCUAAGAUUUUGUUGAGCAAAAGGAAAGCGAAUAUGCAGUAAUUCCACAGAUACCUUUUCUUGGUGCAGUUAUGCCAGGAUGUGUGUUUUUAAAAUGCUGGUGUAGCCAGUAAUGUGUACUGUACAGUAUAAAGAGGAAUGUUGUCCUUUUGAAAAAAUACAUAUACUUUUUACUUUUAAUUAAAAAUACCUACUAGUAGAUCUAAAAUUACACACUGAAGGUUUACAUAUAAUAAAUAUUGGCCAAUUAUUCCUGAAAUUCUAUCUAUAGGAAAUUACUAAUAAAAAUAAGUAAAUAACUUUUGUAUACCUAAAUUACCCAAAAUGAAAUUAAAUUUUAGUUAGCUAACUAUGAUUUGCAUUGAAAGACCUUUUUGUAGCUAAUGUUAGGAAAUGGCGUUAAAAUAAAAUAAUCUACAUUUAUUAUUAGCUUUGUACAGAUUUAAACUGCUCAGAGUGAUGGGUCUCUUGGAAAGCAUAGAACAUUUGUUUGAAAAGACCUUUAGCAUGCUUUGAACAAAAUUCAUUUUUAACAUUUUUUCCAUUAGAAUAUUGCAAAGUCCAUGUGUCUUUUUUGAAAAUUUUUAUACACAGUCUUUCCCUUGAAGAGAAGAUUGAAGGAGUCUACUUACUUGCAGCAUAUCAAUAGUUUUUUUUUUUUUUUACUUAAAUUUGAUAGUAGGGAAUCCUACCUGAGACAGAUACUAAGCAACAGCUGCCAUUGUCAGCGGGUUAACUCUACUGUGGUUACUUCUUUCAGAAACUGUAAAUAUCUUCUAAAAUAAUGGAAUAAGCUGUUCUCAGAGAUGUAAGUGCCAUGUCUUACAUGUUCUGACUAUACUGUCUUAUUACCUAAAAGUUUAGACGUGGCAGAUUAAAAUACGUAUUGGUGCUGAUAAGAUGCAUAGUAAAUUUAAUAUGAGAAAUGUAUUUAUAGAGCUUAAUGAACCACAUUAGUAUGUUCACAUCAUGGGAGUGGGUUGGAUUUUGUGCAGGCUAACAUGUUGACCAAAUUUGGCUUGGUGACAGGACUGUUAUAAGGAAGUAAUGUAUAGGUAAUAUACAGGUAGAUAUCCAUUGAAUGCCCUAACUGUAUACAUUCCUUUCAAAUGAGGACCUUGAGGAAACAAGAAAGGGAAGUGAAGAUCCCUUAAAGAACUUUAUAGGCUCAGUUAUACUUCAUCUAGUAGGAGGAGUGACCUGGAAACGUACAUGGGAGCUGCUCAGAGCCAACUUCUUCCUCAAUAAUGAGAACCAGAGGUGUCCCUUUCACCCUACGAGGAUUUUGUUUUUCUUAGAUUUACCAUUUCUAGAGCACAUGCUCUUCCCUCUUUUCUCUAUACCCUCUCUAGCCUGAUCCCUCUGUGCCUGACUCCUCUGGUACUGCAAUACACACUCAUACACUAGGCAAGGCAUAUAUUUAUUUUGUUUGAAUGGCAAAAAUGGUACAUAUCAAUAUAUGAAUAUAUUUAUAUAAGACUCUAUAUUAAGGGAUAUAUGUAUAUAUCCCCAAAUGCUUAACUGGGUUUUGUUAAUCCUUGUUAAAGGAGGAAAAACUAACGGGCAGUUAGGUCUUCCUUGGGAGCACAUGAGCUCUAGUGUUCUCGCUGCGCCCUCUUUUGGCAAUUGGUGUAAUUAGAGUGGAUCUAGAGACUACUGCCCCACAAGUAAAUUGUAUAGCCAAAAUCAGAACCUGUCAGAGGUACACUCCGUUAGGGGGAGUGUAUGUACAGAACUGUUAUGUUUUAUGAAAAUUAAUGGUUUGUGUUUAUGAUAUCACAUCUAGUUCAUACAAAUGAUGACUACUUUUGUUUUAUUUAUGUAUAUUAUAUUUUUUACUGUCAUUUACACAUUUAGAUCAGAUUAGGGUAAACAGAUGUAAACCAUUUUAUGAAUUUUACUUUAUUUUUUAAACUUUUAUUUUUAUUUAUUUUUGUUGUGUUUUUUCAUUGCCAUUUGUCUCUGCUACACCUUCCACCUCCACUGCCUCCCUCCCCCUCCCCUUCCCUGGCAAUCACCACACUGCUGUGUCUGUGAGUUCUUUUGGCAAAUUAAGUCCUUAGAAUUAGAAAAGACAGAACUUUAAAAUUACUAUUUAUUAGAAAACACAGAAAUAAUUUUAGUUACAUUGGCAAGCAAGUAUCUAAUGGGUCUUACUGAAUAUCUAAAAAAUACAUUUAGUGUUUUUAAUCUCAGUUUUGGAAUCUUUUUUUUUUGCUGAUUUUAUUACACUAAAAUAGUAGAAGGUUAAUGAUUCUUUUUAUACUUCCAUUCUUUUUUAAUUUUUCUACUUAGAGUCAUAGCUGUAGCUUUAGUAGCCAAUUUAUUAUGUAUUCUGUAUAACCAUGAAAAUAACUAAUAAUGUGUUGAGUGUUAGAAAAUAAUUAUGAGUCAUGAGGUAACUGAUACAGUCUGCAUAUUGGGUAAAGUAGUUUCUCACAAACAUUUUAUUCCAUUUUAAUAAGCAAAAUAUAUUUUAAGGGAUGUUUUACAUCAGCAAAGUCAUUAAUUUGGCCUCUGGAAAUGAUUUUUACCUAGACAUUGUAUGUUACACCUCUCGAACAAUUAUAUUUGUUGUUGUUGUUUUUUUCCUUAAACAAAAAUCUUGAAGGGCUCAAGAGUGUAGGCAAAAAUUGACUGACUUCACAGUCCCCCAGACAGUAGGCAUUCAGCUAAUGUGCUUUUGGUACUAUGUAACCAAGACCGACAGUUUAAAAAUAUUAAGUUAACUAAUGUUCCAUUAUAAGAAAAAUACUAUUUUGCUUAAGGGUUGUAUUAAAAAUACUUGUGGUUAACAUAAGAGAUAGCUAUAUUUAAAUUUUUAAUGUAUUAAUCUCUGUAACAGAAGAAAGCAUAGUUUACUUUUAAUAGUAAAUAGGAGUAGAGAACAUAAGCUACAUAAAAUUUAGUAUAAAAGUAGAGGUAAAAGUUCUGUGAGAAUGAACAUUAGUAAAUUUUUGCUAAUAUUUAGAGGUAUUUUUUUCUAAGGAUGGUAGCUAAUUAUAACUAUUCUUCACCGGGCUUUUUCAAGUCACUUCCAUACAAGCAGUUAGUUGAAAAUAUGUUUUACUUGAAAGGGGUUAAUAAUUCUGAGUGCUAAUCAUGAAGACUUUAGGACAACACUUUAGUCAGGAAGUGUGAAGUAACUUAGAGUAUGGCCACAGUGUUCUAUGUGUUAGGUCGGGGGGCAGUUCGAGUGUCCUCAGAUGAAUUGCUAUAAAAUCACAGUGUGUCCAGCCCUGCUUUACGGUGGCAUUAAUACUAACAAAGCUGCUAGCCUCCCCUACAUUUUUCUCUGGUCUCUAUACUUCCCUUACACUUCAUGGAGAAAUAGAUCACCUAGCUCAAGUCUACUAUUGCUGCUUCAUUAAAUAAGUUUUAUACAUGACCUCUACUAUAUAUAGAUCUAUAUAGAAUUUAUUUGAUAAAUUUAUACUUACAUUACCUAAUUUACUAAUAGAUACAAAUAGAAGUUUUUUUACCCAGUUCUACCACUGUGGUUUUCAAAAAUGUAAGUAUUGACAAAUGUAGUUAGUAACUCAUGCACAUUUGGUAUGUUCUACUUUCUAGUCUUGUUAACCUAUAGUUAACAAAUGAAUUAGUUUAUUAUUUAAUGUUCACACUUGUUACCUUCUAUUUUAAGAAGCACCCUCUGAAUUUAUAUCUAAAUAACAAAUGUCAUGUUCUGAAUUUAGCCAUUCUCAAUUGAAUUCUAGAAUAAUCUACAGUAGAAUGUGAAAAAGAAAUAGAAUCAGUUUGCCUAAAAUAUUUGGAACCAAUGUCCUUAUUCUGUGUAUUACUGUUUAGCACUUCUGCUGCCUUCAGGGUGAUGAUGGUUUAACUCCAGGAAAGUGACUUUCUUCAGACAUCCCCUUUCAUUAUUAUUGUGUAGUGUUUAACAACAAAAUUUACUGUGUUUUUGUCUGUUCUUUAGAUGUUGUAAUAGUGACUGCUAGUGCUAAUUGGAAAUAGAAAUAACAAUGGUAUUUAAAUUUCUUAAGUUCUGGGUAUUGCCGAUAUUUUUCAUUAUCAUUGUAUUUUUUUACUUUCAUGUCCUUUUCCCCAGUAAGUACAAGUGAGUAGUGAGUAGUCAAAAUGGUAGAAAGGAAUUAGGAGAACUGACAAAGACGGUGAGAAGGCCGGACAGAGAGCGUGGGGAAUCAGCAGACUAGAACAUUUCUGUGACGUCAGGAAAUUCCCCAGCUGCCAUCAUUAGCCUUGUCUCUUGCUGAUAACAUUUUACUCUAAGAGUUCUUAAUGCACGUGAGCAUUUUAGUUUGAGUUAUCUAAGGAAUUUAUAUUGCUGAUUCUCUUCAGCCGGUCAGAUGCCUUUGAGAAAUUAUUUUAAAUGUUAAAUAUUAUAAUUGCAUAGGGUGUGGUAACAGGAAUUGUUAAGAAAGUGCAGCUAGUUAGUGCUGAGGAGAAAUACAGAAGUUGCCCAAAGUUUUAAAAAACCGGGACUCUUCACAAGUCUUGUGAUAAGUUUGUGUAUAAGGGGUGAUUUUCACUUUAAAAUUGUGCUGUUUUGGAGUUCUUGAUACCUCCAAGGUCGUCUCCAUACCGGUUAGUAUUGUGAAUACCUGUGACAUGGAAUGCGGUGCCUGCCACAGUUGUUCAACACUGUUCUUCUCAGUACUGAUAGUUUUAUGUAUAAACAGUAGUGUGGAUAAAAUGGCAACAAAACAGGCAUGUUUCUUGUUGUGGCUUUGCUUGCCUUUUUGACUACGUACAGGGUUUAAUUGCAUUGAUUGUUAACUACAGGGAGAGGUUAGCUGCAUAUCACAAGCUCUGUGUUCUUGCCAGUGUUCAUUGGGUGACAGUUUAACCUACCGGUGCCUGAAGUCAGUGUCCUCCAGCCUCGACAACUAAAACAUCCUGGUGCUACUCAUCAGCAUGGAGUGACGUUUUUAUUUCCUGUACCAAAGAGGUUGUUUUCUUUUUGGUUAACUGAGAGUUUUCAUCUGACAUCCUUAUGUUUAUAAGGUAGAAUUUAAUGUUACUAAGAACAAUUUUGAUUACUGGAUCUUAGUUUUUACACACUGCUGCCUCAAUUUAAUUGGUUUUAAAUGCCUCCCAUUUGAACUUUUUUCCUGAGUUAGGAAGAUUAGUAUGUUUUUUCAUUUGGUAUUUUUAUACAGAUUGGCUACUUUAAAAAAGUAGUUUCAUGGGUUGAAGUUGCAAAAGAUAAUCUUCCCACAAGAUAUUUUGGUUGUGCUUUACUUCUGCAGAAAUACAUGAGAACUAGUAAAAAGUAUACUUUCAUUUCUGUAAAUGAACUGAAUAGCUUAUUGGGCCCUUUUCAUGAAUGCUGAAACGGAAAGGUCAGGGUGCUUUCUGAUCACAAGUGAGGAAUUCUGCAUCUCUCUGUGUAUAAUCCUUAAUGCCACUAAAGAAUGAUAUUGUCUGUUUUGCAAACAAAGAUAAAGAACACUUUAAAAAUAUACAUAUAUAUAUAUAUAUAUAAACAUUUCCCAGGAAGAAAUGCAAAUGUACUUGAUUUAAACAAAACUGUAAUAGAAAAUUGAACUCGACCAAAAAAAAGUCUCUAUGUUGUUACUCACUUCACAUAAAAAGUUGAGUAUUUUAAAAACUACUUCUGUUUAGUGAUUCAUUUUACAAACAAAUGGGAAAAAAAACCCUUUAGAGAUACUUGUAGUUGUCGAAAUAUAAUAUUGCUAUGUUUACUAUUCUGGUUUUCUAUGUUUUUCCAUAAAUUUUAAAGACAUUCAUUGAGUGUCCUUAAAACUGUGGCUGAAAUGCUUUAAAGUCCUGGCGAGAAGGUAACAGUGUAUAUGUAGAGGAAAAGUAGUCCCGUUUCAGAAUGUUUUGCAUCAUUUUCACUAAAAAGUUAUCUCAUUGAAUGUAGACAUGAUACAUGGUUUUGCAUUGAAUUCUGAAUGGAAAAAAGGAAUCAAGUCUGAAGCUUACAUUAAAUAUGACUUAGGAUCAUGUAAACGAUAACAUAGAAAUAAAGAUAUAUAUGUUGUUAGAGGUAAAAGCAAAAUUUGAAAACAAAAUGGGAAGAAGCAACAUGAUGUCUCUCUAAUUGUCAACAGUGUAUUCCCUGCAUAUUGUUGCCACAGUAUCAGUCCUGAGUUGUUUGGCUUGUUUAUGUGUUAUUUAAAUUACUGGGGCCGAAUACAGUGUUUGUUCAAGUAACUGGAUAGUGGAGUUCUCUACUACUCUGUCUACCACAGAUGAAUAAUGAAAAGAAAUUUCUACUUUAGCAGUGGUAGAAUAAAGCAAGUAAGUGAUAUAAUAGGAGGAGUUUCCACCACAGAGAUGCUUGGACAAGUGAGCUGCAAUUCUGAGGAGGAAGGAUUGGGUCUUGGGCGGACCGAGCCACGGGUAUUGUGCUCGUGUGAGCUUUAUGUCCCUGCAAUUAGUCUUUAAAAAUCUGACCAACGAGUGUAAUGAAUAGGCGAAGUCUGUGAUAUUUACAGACUCCUAAAAUUUUGUAUCAAUCUCAAAUUGUCUAAUAUUAUAUAUCCCUAAACAAAGGACUUUUAUUUUAAUAGUGGUAUGUUCCAAGUGCCAUGUAUCUUAUUUUUUGAUUAGGUAAUUAUUUCACUCAGUGCAUAUGUUUACAUGUGAGUGCUGUUCCGCUGCACUGUCUGUUUUUCCUUGUCUAUUCCCCUAAGAACAUUUAAAGAAAAUCUUCAGUAACAUUUGUAAUGCUAAUGGUAAUAUGGGUUAUAGUAAUUGAGAAAUAAACUAGAUUGAGAAGAGGGAGGGAAAAAUGUACAAGUGUGAGCCAUGUAUCUGAGAUAAUACUUGUUUAACUGAAGCAUCUACACUGGUUCUUAAAAUGAAAAACAAGCUAUGUGUCUACCUUGAGGAUAAUGUUUUUUAAUUUAUUUUAGUGAUUUAGUUUUAUUCAUGUAAUAUUUCUGUUUUUCUUUGCAGAUUGUUUUUAAUUUAAAUCAUGGAAUUUUUACUUCU
Messenger RNA from Artibeus jamaicensis (Jamaican fruit-eating bat), 9258 nucleotides. RefSeq names its product zinc finger DHHC-type palmitoyltransferase 21 (gene ZDHHC21). Gene Ontology annotation, cellular component: endoplasmic reticulum; Golgi apparatus. Gene Ontology annotation, biological process: protein targeting to membrane; peptidyl-L-cysteine S-palmitoylation. Bases 768 to 1565 code for a protein of 265 amino acids. The transcript is spliced from 10 exons. Lineage: Eukaryota; Metazoa; Chordata; Mammalia; Chiroptera; Phyllostomidae. Gene Ontology annotation, molecular function: protein-cysteine S-palmitoyltransferase activity. The record is from RefSeq and is a predicted model, not a curated record.